AUGGCAGAUUAUAAUUCAAGCAAUGAGUGGAAUUUUACUGCAGCAAAUAAUUACUCCCAACUUGAGGAUCAAACAAGAUGUUUUAGUUACAUCGUAUACAGAAAAAGCGCCAUUGAAGAUUUCUAUAUCACGUAUGUGGUGAGCAUUAUUUUCAACUCGAUUUGUGCAGUGCCAGCAUGCUUAUUGAACUUACUGGUGAUCAUAGCGGUGUGGAAAAAACAGCAACUUCAUAUUCCAUCUAAUGUCCUUCUCAGUAAUCUAGCCUUAACAGACUUUGGAGUGGGAUGUAUAGUUCAGCCUCUUUUCGUUGCUCAUAAAAUUGGCGCAAUACAGGGGAAUAUUUCGCUUCAUUGCAUUGCUUCUCUUGCAAGCAAGACAUUGGCAUCAGUCCUAGGUGUAGUAUCACUGACAACGCUUACUGCUAUAAGCAUUGAUAGGCUUCUAGCGCUGAUUCUGAACGUAAGAUAUCGUAUUGUGGUCACUUUACGAUUUACUGCUAGGACAGUGGGUGUUCUUUGGAUAAUAAGCAUUAUUUUAACACUUCCACUAUUUAUUUACCCUCUGAGUUUUGUUUAUUGCAUGGUUCUCUUGGGUGCCAUUUGUUUCGCUGUCACCACGUUCGCGUAUGCUAAGCUACUGCGUUUGAUACAGCGACAGCGAUGCAGGGUUCAGACCGAUCUUCAUGCUGCACAGAACAACCAAGCAACGUCACAAACUCAGAUUGCGCAGCACACCCACGGAAUAAAAUAUCAAUGCACCAACGAUGCACAGCACAUGCAACAUCCGACUGAAAUGAUCAACAUUGCAAAAUAUCGCUCUUCAACUCACACUGUUAUUUACUUGGUUUUGUUCAUGAUUAUAUUUUACUCGCCAUAUCUUAUCAGCAACAUUGUUUUGGCCGUAACCAGAACAAGUGAUGACCGUUUUAAGGCGGCCUUCAAUAUCACUCACACCAUUCUCUUCAUGAAUUCACUGUUGAAUCCCGUGUUUCACUGCUGGAGAAUAAGGAACAUUCGUAAGGCCAUUUGCGAGAUGUUUUCUGACAUAAUGCCAGAAUAA
Porites evermanni is the source of this 1059-nucleotide messenger RNA. The record is from the annotation of a GenBank genome assembly. Lineage: Eukaryota; Metazoa; Cnidaria; Anthozoa; Scleractinia; Poritidae.